This is a messenger RNA of Sclerotinia trifoliorum, 2238 nucleotides long. NCBI's taxonomy places the organism in Eukaryota, Fungi, Ascomycota, Leotiomycetes, Helotiales, Sclerotiniaceae. The record is from the annotation of a GenBank genome assembly.
GCUGCCUUCGGAUAUCAAUUCGCGUUCAUCAAAGCGCGACUUCCAUGGAGAACUUUUGAUUGGCAACUACAUAAUUUCAUUCAUAAUUUGUGUCAAUAUAACUGAGCAACAUGCCUCCUGCUUAUGAUGAAGAGGAAGGAGUGGGACCUUUGGAGAAAGGACGACAUCGUUACCAGAAACAAAACUAUCAAGGAGCUUUGAUAGCAUUCACAGAGGUAUUCAUUAUUUCUUGUUAGCAUGUGCCAGCCCGUCAUCUCUUCUCUAAAACAUAAUCAACACCGCAACCUUCAAAUACUGACUUUUGUAUGCAGGCUGUGAGAAUUAGUACUGGUCAUAUAUUAUUGACUGCUUUGGAUCAUCGUGCUGCUACAUUUGAGAAGUUGGAUCAAUUACAGUCAGCUCUUAAAGAUGCGAAGGAAAUGCUUGAGUUAAAGCCAGAACUUUCGAAAGUGAGUUAUCGUCAUCACUUGCGAAAUGAUUCGUUGUCAUUGACCGAAUCUCUAGGGUUAUCUUCGAUGUGGAAAAGUUCUACAACUCAAAGGAGAGCAUGAACUUGCGUUGAAAAUCUAUGAGCGUGGCCUCAGGAAGGUCAAAGUUGACACUGACGAAGACCGUGUGGUAAGCUCUGGCGUUCUUGAUGGAUUUCUAUUGCUCUGUUAACACCCGAUUCAAGACUCUGCAAGCCAUGUUCAACAAAUUGCAAAAAUCACAAGCGCCGAGUAAAACACUAGACCCCCUCGCGUAUCUACCCUUCGAAUUGGCAGAAAUGAUAGCCGAAGGACUUACCAUUCGAGAACGAAUGUAUGUCAAGAAUAAAUCCUUUAUCGAUUUUGGCUGACGGUCAUUAGGGUAUGUUUGACGGUCAGCAAGUCAUGGAAGCGUGUAUUAGAAUCCUCUCAUCAACUCUGGACCACUCUCGACACGACUGAUAUUAGAAGGGAAAUCUCUCAUAUAGCUUUGAAGGCAUACCUUAAAAGAUCAAAGUAUACCCUAUAUGAAGCUAAUAUUAGAAAUGGUACAUUCGCUGCACCAAAGUUGCAAUACCUCACUAGAACUUGUAAGCGAUUGCAACGCCUUACACUCCACGGCCAUAGAACCAUUGGAGAAUCCUUAAUAUCGGCACUUCCCAAGGCCAAGUCAUUGCGAUAUCUAAACUCGCGUGGCUGUGAAAUUUCUCUUCGGACUCUCCUGGAAGCGUUACGGCAGGUGCAAGCAAGAAUUGAGGAAGCUAAAUUUUUUAAUGUCAAUUGUCUUUCUUCGGACUCUGCAUGCAUGUGGCCAAGGCUAGAAAACCUGCGGACUUUGCAUGUGUGGAGGUUUCAUAUUAUUGGCAUACGUUUGGUAAAAAUUCUAGAGCUUUAUCUUUAAUACGCCGGUAAUAUAUUGAUUCUAAUUUCUUCUACAGAACAACCUAAUCGAAUCAGUCCCCAAUAUACAAACCUUAGCCUUGCGAGGAUUUUACUUAAAAAGUGCCGCGCCACUAAAUUUGAGCGGGCUCAAACGUCUGCAGCAUCUUGAACUCAAAGAUUGCGGUUUGACAAGACUUCCAUUACUGCCCUCGACGCUCAAGAGACUUUCUCUGGAUGAGAACCUGCGAUUAUCAAAUCAGGAAGAUGAUACCCUUCUUCUCCCUCUUCUGGAAAGCUUCAGCUGUGAGAGUACCGGACUUACCGAAGGACUAGUCGUUUCUAUAGUCAAAAACACCCCAAAAUUAAAGACUCUAUUCAUAGGAAAUCGACUCCUGGGAGAUUACGCUGUAGCUCACCAUGAUUUUCCCUCAUGCGAUAGUAUCGAAGAAUUACAUGCAGGCUCUUUACAGUGCGAUGAACAAAACCUUAUAAAUAUCGUAAAGAAAUGUCCAAAUCUCAAAGCGCUGGAUAUUGGCUAUACGAAAAUCACAGGUGUUGCCGUGAAACAAUUUGUGGAUCAGGGCAUCAAAAGGCUUGACUUGAGAGGUUGUAAUAAAGUGAGCCCAGAUGCUGUUGAAUUUGCUCGUGGGAAGGGGGUUGAUGUUACUUUUAACUUUGCGGCGGAUUUGGGAUCGACAUUCAGAGAUCGUUAUAAUUGAAUUUGAGAGGUUUUCUAUAGAAUUUCAAUUGAUAAUAUUUUUUCAUCCUUUUUGAUGUUUAUGAAUUUAACAUUUUUUAAAACGGUUUAUAAAAUAAUUAAAUUUUAAAUACUUAUUUAUCUUGUUGUUUAAAUUAGACUUUGAAUAAUUAUAAAAAUAUUAUAAUAUUU